UUCUGGCUGUGCCAUCCCUCUCACACACCCUCUCAUUCUCCCACUCUCCCCCUCAUCUUGCCCACUCCCGUUCCCCCCCUGCCAUCCUCCACCUCUUCGAGACUCACCUCUACUGCUGUACUCUCUCUCUCGUAGAAGAAGAAGCUCGCCGCGCUACAGCAACACUACAGCGGUACCAUGACUUCCUCUUCUUGCACCAACAAGACGGCAGGCGUCGCUGCCCUGCGUCUCGCCACAGCAGCGCUCGCCGCCCUCGCCACCGGCACCAACGCCGCCAUGUAUGAGGUGUCCCCCGACGGCAAUCCCAUGACGCUCACGGCAGCCCUAGAGGUGGCCGGCGCCGGCGACAUCGUAUCUUUGGCAGACGGGACCUACCGCGAGCCGAUCGUGACGAUGAACGCCGGCGUGGAGGGCAAUCCUCUCGUGAUCACGGGCGGCAGAGGCGCCAUCAUCAACUACUUCAGCGGCGACAGGUCUCUGAUGUGGUCUCAGAAGGUCGUCGAUAUCCGCCACUCGUACGUCACUUUGGAGGGCUUCACCAUCGACGGCCAGUUGGAUGACGAGGACGUGGAGGAGAGCUACGUCGACAAGUGCAUCUUCGUCGAGGGCCAGGCAGCGCCCACCAUGUUGACCCACCAGGGGCAGGAGGUCGAGUCGGCCCUCAUCGGGACUGUCAUCGAUGGCCUCAAGAUCCAGAACUGCGGGAUGGAGUGCAUCCGCAUGAGGAACUUCGUGACCAACGCGGUGAUCCAGAACAACGACAUCGAGAACUGCGGCAUCUACGACUUCCGCUUUCAGUUCGACGGAAAGAUCGGCGAGGCCAUCUACAUCGGAACUUCCAGCAACCAAUGGGAAGAUGGCACGGGCGACAGGGUGACGAACGGCCCCGACGGAAGCAACUACAACCUGGUGACCGGAAACAAGCUCGUGCCCCGCGGUAACGAGUGCGUCGACAUCAAGGAAGGCGCAACCAUGAACGUCGUCGAGUACAACGAAUGCGAGGACCAGCGGGACGCGGAGUCCGGGUGCUACGACUCCCGCGGAAACGAGAACACAUUCAGGUACAACACUGCCGUCCAGUGCCUCGGUGCCGGUAUCCGCCUGGGAGGACACACUAUCGAUGGCUUCGUAUAUGGCGUCGACAACCACGUUUACGGCAACGAGUUUUUGGAAACCGAGGCCGGCUCUAUCAAGUCCCGUGUGGAACCGCAGGGCGUCAUCUGCGACAACUCCUGCGCAAACGGGGAGUGCGGCGUCAGCGAGGAAGGAGACGAAGAGAUCGAAGGCUCGUGGGACCAGGGGUGCCCGUCUAGCUUUCCUUCCGUACCUUUCAUCGACGACCUGGAGACUCCCGCCGCCCCGGCGCCUACGCCCGAAGUCGCCGCUUCCACCCCGUCUCCCACCCAAUCCCAGGAUGAGGUCGGCUCGACGAUGAGUGAAGCCAGCGAUGACGAAUCCGAGUCGACGAGUGUAGAGCCCACGUCGUCCUCCUCCUCCUCCUCCUCCUCCUCCUCCUCCCCCUCGACUACGACGUGCAACGGUGUGCUGUCGGGAAUGGGAUACUACUGCUGCGCCGCUUCGUGCGGGGAGUGCGGCGGCGAGGGCUGCAGCAAGCGCAGAGGAGGGGAGAACGGCUGCUGCACCAAGGCGAUCCAGUUCGGCGGAGUGAUGUGCGAGGAUACCGGCGGGCAGGCACCGUGCAUCUUGGACAUGUACCAGGGGUAAAAUGUGAAUCGAGUGCGUUGGAAUCAUCGGUGAAGAGGCCCCCAUCACGAAAAGUUAGGAUACCACACGAUCACGUCGACUGAAGAAGAGUAUUUUCCGGCGGUGAUGCGAGUGUAUCUGCAGUACGCGGAGUAGGCACAAGUGCUGGUCCUCUGCACCAAGUGCGUACUUUGGUCUUGAUCUAGUGGUGCAAUUUUAUCGUCGUCGCUGGGGGGUACGUGUUGCCAUCUAUCGUGGACGACGAGAAUAUCGUAACUUUUCGGCGUCGAGGAGUGGGCUAGAUCUUUUGGUGUUUUUUCAUGGGUGGUUGUUUUGUGCAUUUUCCGUCGGACGGUGGUGCCGAUUGGGGAUGUUGCUUGGAUAUGAUGAUAUGAUGACGUUUUGGUGUGCAGUUGGUCUUUUUCCCUCAAGUGUUCGCGGUGUGUGAAUCAUGAGUUUAUGGCCUCAUCAUAUGCAAGACCGUUUGAGCCCGCCCCCUCUUUCCGUACAGCGCAACGUUGGUGUUGUGUUUCACAGUGAAACCAGUUUUUAAGUUUUCGUUUCCCGCGGUUUUGAAGAGGCUGUGAGGCCAGCUUCCAGCUUCACACGAACUCGCGAUACGAGCAACAGCAGCAGCGAACACCUGUUUUAAGGGCGGUAGUAUUGAUCUAUGCGGGUCGGUGUGUGUGCGUGCGUGAAUCCGUGGUGACUACAUAUGUGCCAUGAAUCCGUGGUGAUUUGAUGCGAGCGAUGUGGAAUAGAAUUGAAACUCGAAACUUGUACAUCGAUCGGUGCUUUGACGUGUUUUGUGGUUUGUCGUGUCGUGUAGUUGGAUGUUUUGGUUACCAUUUCUUGUGUUUUCAAGUAGACUGGACGAACUUUUAGAAGUAAUAUAUUCGUCUUGGUACAUACUACCUGGAUUCCUCUCGCGGCUGGCUCUUGUAUUUUGUGGUCUCCUAUACGAACAGCAGCAACUAUACAACAGUAUUAGAAGUAGAAGUUUAGUUUUAGGAAUUAUAUAUUAAUAUAUCUGCUUUUGCUUGCGUGCGAUUGUUGUUGGUGCAUCGUACUACGUUUUACCGCCAGCAGCAGCACGAUUUAGGCGUUACCCCGUAUCCGGGUUCUCAAAAACCAAAAGGAGUCGCUACCGGGGGUAGGGUUGUAGAGUAGCGACGAUUGAUUGGUGUUCAAAGAAGGCGGAAAAAUAGGUGUUUUGGUCCUCCUCUCGGAUGAGUUAUUGUGAGAGGGGAUUGAUUACCAGCUCAGUGCUGUGCAAUCUGGAAGAAAGAAGACCCUUGAUGAACUCAUUGAAAAC
This is a messenger RNA of Ectocarpus sp. CCAP 1310/34, 3019 nucleotides long. The record is from the annotation of a GenBank genome assembly. Lineage: Eukaryota; Phaeophyceae; Ectocarpales; Ectocarpaceae.